AAGGUGAGAAGCACAAGAUUGAGGCCCACCUGAGCGUACGGCACGCCCUCAAGGUGCACGAGGGCAGGUAUCAGUGCAACCAUCGCCGCGGGAGCUACCACAUGCUGUACGUAAGGGAGACCAAGGGCGGCGAACCCACCGAGUCUGGCUAUCAAACUAUCGAUGAGCUGACGCCCAACUCGGCGGAUGAUUUUUUCACGCGGACGUGGCUAGAACAGCAGCAACAGCAGCAGCAGCCCCCGGCGCCCCACCAGCAGUCCCAUAAGCAGCACAAGUCACAUUUGGCCUAUACCAAUGCCAGUGUAUCCAGUGCCAUGCCCUGGCAUCCUUCGGCGGGAGGAGGUGGAGGUGGCAGCGGUAGUGGAAGUGGAAGUGGCAUGAUCCAUCGGGUAUAUUCGGCAACACCGCCAGACUUUCCACCACCACGCUUGAACCUGCUGGAGCACACGGUGGCACCGCCAGAGCCACCCACCAUAUUGUACAAUCAGACGCGUCAGCGUCCCACUGCCACCGCCAGUGAUAGCAUCACCACCACUGCCAUUGCCAGGGCCACCGAACCCAGCCUGUUGCUGACGACGACGGCGCACCACCACGCCCACCACCAGCAGCAGCAGCAACAGCAGCAGUCUCAGCAUACGCUGAACGCCUUCCAGCUGCCACUGCCACCGAGACCGAACCAGAAUCUUGGCCAGAGCGAGAAAUACCAGACAUAUGCCCCGCACUUUGUACCGCCCGCGGUGGGUGGUGGGCCGCCAUCCGGCAGCGGGGAACAGACCACCAUAUCGGCAGCCACCAGCACAAUAGCCAUGUCUGGUCUGGGUGCUGGUGCUGCUGGUGGUGGCUCCGUGAUGAUGGGUGCUGUUAACCACAUGAUGAUGGGUGGUGGUCAGUUGCUUCAGCCCUCCCAGACGCUCUUGCCUAUCAAACAGGAUAAGCUGGUGCCAAACUAUGACAACGUCGAGCAACAAAUGAAAUUCUACGAAAUCAGAACUCCAUUGGUGCUCAGCUGCAAUGUGAAAUCCGAAACGACCACUCCACUUAUAUGGAAAAAGAACCAUACCAAUGUGAUGGAGGUUGAUUCCCUGAAAGGUCGCUACAAAAUAAUUGAGGCCGAGAGGAAGUUCAUCAUCGAAAAAACGGAUGCAAGCGACGAUGGCACAUAUAGUUGUGAGAUUGAAGGAGAGUCCAAGACUUUCAAUGUGAUUGCCAAAGUUGCUGUACGAGUGCCUUCAAAUACAGCCGUUGUGGAGGGUGAGAAGAUGUCGAUAACCUGCGUGGUUGUGGGUACUGCACCACAAUUGUCCUGGUCUUUUGGCAACUUAACGCUGACAAACAGCACAGGCCGCUACGUCCUGAAGGAGGACAACAAUGUCCAGAACGCCAUCCUGACACUGGAGAAUGUGACAUUAGAGGACAGAGGCGAGUACAAAUGCAUUGGCCGGAAUGCGGCCAAUGAAUACGGAACGAAAAUCGAAAUCGCCACCGACGCCUCCACUGUGCGUGUUAAGGGCAAAUUUGCCGCCUUGUGGCCUUUCCUGGGCAUCUGUGCUGAGGUGCUGAUUCUCUGCGUCAUCAUUCUCAUCUACGAGAAGAGACGCAACAAGAGCGAGCUGGAGGAGAGUGACACUGAUCCUCAAGAACAGAAAAAGAAAAGGAGAAAUUAUGAUUAAAAUUCCUAAACAAAUGAAAAACAACACACCGUAUUACAUAUAAAAACGUAAAAGAUAAAAUCACUUUAAAUAUGAGCAAAGAAAUAAAAUUAAAGAAAGCGCAUUGAAACAUUAAAUAAACUGAAAAAGAAAAGAACAGUCACAGGAGAAAAAGUUGUGUAAACUUCUCACCGCCACCCUACUCACUACUCACCACACAGUACUGUACCCUCUACUGUAAUCCCCUUCGACCCAAUCCCCUCCCACCCCAUCGCCCCAGCAAAAUUGCAAAACUUUCUUUAGUGAAAUUGUAUUUUAAUAAACUAAAAAAAAAAAAAGAAAACCAAAAAAGAUUAAGGGAAAACAAACAAUUAAUAUUAACGAAAAAAAGGAACAAGAAAACUAAAAUAUUAUUAAAAUGGAAAGUGAUAGCAGUUAAACGAACACUAAAAUGGGAAUAUUGGUAAACGAUAACAGAAUAAUGGAACUUUAGCAAUUAACUAUAAAGUCGCACAUGCCACGCCCCUGUCUCCCACGCCCCCAUCUCACAACUCCCCCUAACCUAAUCUCCCCCCUGCCACUAAGAACAACUUCAAACAAAUAUUGUACAUAACCUAAAAAGUUGAACAAGCUAUACAUAAUUAAUGGGAAUUAUCCUUUCCCAGUACUGUACUGUAAACGCAGCCAAUACUCUGUCUCUCUCUCUUUCCUAGCAAAAAGGACUCUUUAUAAAGAUAUGAUUUUUAGGUAGCCAUAUUUUCAAGUUAGUUUUUAUUUCAUAUUGGAAAAGAAAAAGAAAGAAGGAAAUAUAAUAAAAAAAAAAUCGGAUCGGCGGCAGCAACUACAAUAAGAGGAUGAUGGAGAAAAUGGAGGAAAGGAUAGUGAUGGUGCAGCGCAGCAGCAGCGACAGCGGUAGCGGCAGCGGAAGCGGAAGCAGCAACAUCGCAUCUGCUAUCGAUAUUUGUUAUCGGAGAUGAUGUUAAUGGAAAUUUUGUUUAUUUAACUUAGUUAAUACGGAAUAAUGAAGAAAGAAAGAAAAACUGAAAAAAUGAACUUUUUAAACAAUUAAGUAGCGCGUUAUGAGUAUAUUUUUAAAGGAUUAAUACCACAACUAGUAGCUGAUGAACGAUGAUGAUGAUGAGUCGGAGUUGAAGUUGAAAGUGGAAGUAAAAAAGGAGCAAGAACACUGUAUAUUGCAUAAUUUAAGGAGGAAAGGACGAUAAAGAUCAGAUGCGUACUGCCAAAACUUGUAAAGUUCAGUACUAUUUGCUUAGCCUCAUUUUUGGUAAACAAAAACUAAAAAACCAAAAUCAAAACAAACAUAAACAUUAAAAAACAAAAACAAAUUGAAUACAUAAGGAGCUCUGUUUAUUGAUUUCUGUUAUUAAUUUCGGUUGUUUAUGUAUAAUGUAUGUAGUAUGUGUAUAAAAAAAAUCGAAAUGGGAAAGAAGCUCGUAACUCGUAAUCAUACACAGUAUAUAUAAUUAAUAUAUACAUAGAUAUUAUAUUUUAAUGUUUUCAUUUUAUCAUUGUCUUGAAAAACAAAACAAAAAAUCAUAAAUAUGUCGUAACUGUAAUUUUGUUUUAAAUUUGAUGUAUAUUAUUUUUUUUUAAUAUUAUUUUUUGUCAUUGUGGAAUUUUUGUUGAUUUUUUUUCGCCGCCAUCAAAGCUUUAAAUAUUUACAUAGUAAACUGUGUUCUCAGUAAAUGAUGAUGUAUUAAUAUAAUAUCAAAUUAUGUUAAAGGAUGCAAAACGAGACAAUUUGUAUAGUAAACUAAAAAUGAGAAUAAUAAACGGAACCCUUGAUAAAAAAAAAAACAACCCAAAAACUAAAAAGUUCUUGUUAUAUAUAAAUAAAAACAAAUAAACAUAUAUAUAUAUAUGAAUAUAUAUAAUUGCUAUAUAUAUAUAUUUAAAUCACGUGUGUGUGUGUGCAUGUUCGAUUACAUAGUUAUAUACAUAUACGAAAAUUAUGAGGAAAAAAAACAAAUUAUGAAGCGAGGGAAGGUUUUUGAAAAAAAAAACCUACAGAGGAGACUUUUUGGAAACCGUCGAUAAAUUCUUGUGCAUAAGUUUUUUAUUCAUGUACAAUUGUUGUACAGUUUUUGUGGCUUAUUUGUGUAUAACAACAACAACAACAAACAACAAACAACAACUACUACUACUAUUACUAUAACAAUAUAUAGAUUGAUCUAUUUAUGCAUAAAUGUACAUUAAACUGGACACUCACUCUCUCUCUAUCUCUCUUAUUUAAACCUAUCGUUUGAAAAUUGGCAAACUCUAUUUUAAUUAUGGUUUCGAAUUCUGGGUUUUUUGGGUUCUAUCCAAAAGUUCCCCAACAAACUUUUUUAUCCACAACAAACACACUGAAAGAUAAAAAAUAAAUAAAUUUAAAAAAAAAAAACGAACCUCUCUGAACUGAAAAGCGAACCCAACAACAGCAACAAGAACAACAGCUACGAUACCUAUUUACUGCUAUAUUGUAUGACGUAAUGUUACCCACAACCACAACAACAACAACAACAACACACGUAACUAACUUAACAGCAAAAACCAAACCAAAAUCAAGUUCGAAAUUCGAAUCACUCGUCAAAAAACUAUUGCUAUACAUACAUUUAUACAAAUAAUACUAACGAAAAAAACGAACUUAUACAUAUAUAUACACCUAUAUACAAGUAACUACAUACGCAGUAUUGUAUGUCCUUUUUGUACAGAUAACAAACGACAACAACAAGAACAACACAGAACAUAAACAAAGCCUGACAAGAAACAAACAAAACAACAACAAACAACCGUGUAUCCUAAACAAUUCCUCAGAUAACAAAAAAACAAAAUACUGUCUCGUACGACUCCCUCAUUUGUACUCCCAUUUCUACGUUUUCUCCAACUGAUUUAGGACUCCUCCUGGUCUCGUUACCAGUCUAACAUGGCUUAUCCAACAAUUGUUGUUAACUAUCGAACAAUAUAAUCAGCAAUACAGAAUUUCUUGGCACACACGUUUGACUCUCACGCAUUAGUCGCUUUUUUUGGGCAGCAACUAAAAGUGAACAUCAAAUGAAGCUAUAUAAUUUAUGUUACAAGAAAGAACCUUAUAUAUAUUAUAUAUAUAAAAGAAAUAUAUACAUAAAUAAUACUAAUAAUAAUUACGCGUAAUUUUAAUUAGUCAAAUAAGCCAAAAAAAAAUAUAAGUUACAAAAUCAACAUACAACAUCACCCAUACAGACUAAAAAAAAAAUGGUUCAUGUUUGGUGUUCCCAAAAUGGCAGCCAUCUUAGUUAAAAUCUUUAAGAAAUAGACAAGUUACUUAUGCAUUAUUUCAAGUAAUUUUAUUUAAUUAAUUUUUUAUUUUUUAUAAGUUUAAGGAGCAGAUAUAAUGUUGGUAAUAAGCCUUAAAAAAUUUGUAAUUUAAACCAUAAGCGCCUCUUUUCAAAUUUUAUCAUAAAAAGUGCUUGAAAAAAUCACUUUUUAUUAGAGAUUGCCAUUUUUUCAAACAUUUCCAAUUACUAGACGACUCUACAGAAGAUCACUGGCAAGUCACACCUUUCGUAUGAGUUCCAGCUCUGGUUUAGAGUUAUGACUUCCAUUACAGAAAGGCAGUGUCUAAAAGGCAGUAAAUUAUUUUUAUUUUUAUUUUUUUUUUGGCCUAUAAACCCGCAUCUAAACUAUUUUGUUUUCCGCAGGCGCGUACAGAAAAAUUGUAAAAAAAAAAACAAAUAUGAAAAUCAACUGUAGGAGAAACUGUAGGAAAACAGAAAAUUGCCUUAGGGUUUCAGUAGAAAUAUUAAAAAAAAAAAUGAAAAGAAAACAUAAAAGAGAAUUAACAAAUUGUUUACCUUUUAAAUCAUUUCCCUUAUCGGCGGCUUCGAGCAAAAUGUGUGACUUUGCCUUAAUAUGGGGGUGUGACAUCAACGCCUGCAUGAAACACUCUAUAAACCAAUUAUGACUACGGGUAAACACAGAUCGCCAUAAAAAUUCAAGAACCGCAAACAGUUAAGUAUUCUGUAAUCCAAGCUAGUAACCAAAUGUCGAAAAAAUAAGAAAAAACUAACAUACACACACACACUGUUGGAAGCUGUUGGAAGUAUGUGGAAUCUUUUUUGGAUGAGCAUAGCUAUUAGGCUAGUCCCCUUAGGAGAGUUAGAGAACAAAUAAAUCAAUUAAGUGCCAGUCCUCUCCCGCCCCUGCCUGCCCCCUAAUCUGCCGAAGAAUAGAUCACCGGAAACGAGCUCCAAACAAAUUCCAGCCCAAAAGGAAGAUUCCACCUACUUUGAUAUGCUUUUGCGAAAAGUCUUCAACUAAAAAUCUAAAAAUAAAAAAAAAAUUAAAACACAAAACUGUUUCAAAAUGCUAAUCGAUAAACUAUGAUUUUUAGUAAUUUAUAUAAAUUACAUAUAUACAUACAUAUACAUAGAUAAAGAUAAUUAAAAAAAUUGAAAUUAAACUAUAACUAAACAUAAAUCUAGACAGAAAACAAAUCACAAACAAGUCAACAGGGCACAGCGCUUCUUAACUAUGUUAAUUUCGAAAAGCCGAACUUUUUCUAAACCUAAACCAAAAACCAAAACCAAAACCAAAAAAAAAAAGAAAGAAAAACCAACGCUAAUCUUAAAACUAUAACUAACUUUUUAAACUAAUAUUGAAAUUGAACCCAACAAAGUGUUCAUUAAACUAAAAAAACCAAA
Messenger RNA from Drosophila ananassae, 6331 nucleotides. It is a transcript of the gene Bsg, whose product is annotated as neuroplastin. The coding region runs from base 102 to 1670 and encodes 522 amino acids. The transcript is spliced from 7 exons. Gene Ontology annotation, biological process: dendrite self-avoidance; homophilic cell-cell adhesion; axon guidance. The record is from RefSeq and is a predicted model, not a curated record. NCBI's taxonomy places the organism in Eukaryota, Metazoa, Arthropoda, Insecta, Diptera, Drosophilidae. Gene Ontology annotation, molecular function: cell-cell adhesion mediator activity. Gene Ontology annotation, cellular component: axon; plasma membrane.